Homo sapiens (human) is the source of this 1297-nucleotide messenger RNA. RefSeq names its product solute carrier family 25 member 52 (gene SLC25A52). The transcript has a single exon. Bases 220 to 1113 code for a protein of 297 amino acids. Gene Ontology annotation, cellular component: mitochondrial inner membrane. The record is from RefSeq and is marked validated. Lineage: Eukaryota; Metazoa; Chordata; Mammalia; Primates; Hominidae.
GCAGUCCUGCGGGGCGCCGGCGGCGAUGGGUUGGGGAAAUGGACGCCUGGAGAACGGAAAUCCAGUUAUCAAAAUGGACUCGGGAAGAGAGAACCUAACAGAACAAUAACAAUGGAAGAAAUUGGGAACAUUAUCACAAAGCUAUCAUCCUGCCAAACUCCAGGCUCAGAUGAUGUCACAGGUUAAAAAAUGCCCUUCAUGAGAAAGAUCUUAAGCAACAUGAUAGAUUCAGAAGCUCAUGAAAAGAGGCCACCAAUACUUACAUCUUCAAAACAAGAUAUAUCACCUCAUAUUACAAAUGUUGGUGAAAUGAAGCAUUACUUGUGUGGCUGCUGUGCAGCCUUCAACAACGUCGCAAUCACAUAUCCCAUUCAGAAGGUCCUCUUUCGGCAACAGCUGUAUGGCAUCAAAACCCGGGAUGCAGUACUUCAGUUGAGAAGGGAUGGAUUUCGAAAUUUGUAUCGUGGAAUCCUUCCCCCAUUGAUGCAGAAGACAACUACGCUUGCACUUAUGUUUGGUCUGUAUGAGGAUUUAUCCUGCCUUCUCCGGAAGCAUGUCCGUGCUCCAGAGUUUGCAACCCAUGGCGUGGCGGCAGUGCUUGCAGGGACAGCAGAAGCAAUUUUCACUCCACUGGAAAGAGUUCAGACAUUGCUUCAAAACCACAAGCAUCAUGACAAAUUUACCAACACUUAUCAGGCUUUCAAGGCACUGAAAUGUCAUGGAAUUGGAGAGUAUUAUCGAGGCUUGGUGCCCAUUCUUUUCCGGAAUGGACUCAGCAAUGUCUUGUUUUUCGGCCUUCGAGGUCCCAUUAAGGAGCAUCUGCCUACCGCAACGACUCACAGUGCUCAUUUGGUCAAUGAUUUUAUCGGUGGAGGUCUAUUGGGUGCCAUGUUGGGAUUCUUGUGUUUUCCAAUUAAUGUUGUAAAAACUCGCCUACAGUCUCAGAUUGGUGGGGAAUUUCAGUCUUUCCCCAAGGUUUUCCAAAAAAUCUGGCUGGAACGGGACAGAAAACUGAUAAAUCUUUUCAGAGGUGCCCAUCUGAAUUACCAUCGGUCCCUCAUCUCUUGGGGCAUAAUCAAUGCAACUUAUGAGUUCUUGUUAAAAUUUAUAUGAAAAAAAACCAUCAGUUAAGUGCCAUUUAUCAACUGAAUAGACCUUCUAAGAAGAAUGCAGUUUGGCCUCUUUCUUAAUUGGCCAAAUACAAGUUCGUGUCAUAACUCCAGGCCACAGUGAGUUACGGGCAAAGCUGUUUUCCUUAAGCAUCAACAAAACAGAAUAAAAGGUUCCAAUAGGAAAA